AUGAGUACGGCGCAGGAUGGGGCCACCAGGAAAAACAGGGCCGCCUCUAACGUCGAACCGAAUGGAACAUAUGGAGAUGCAUCAACACAUUGUUGUCAUGGCAAUGUAACUGUAGAAGAUAAAAGCUACAGUGUUUUUUGGCUUGUAUCCUGUUAUUAUCUGCAGGGUGAUGACAAGGUGGACGUGUGUGGCCGGGGGAGUUGGUGGCUGGGAACACUGAAAGACACACCAAUCCCAGGUGCCUAUCACGUACGGGACUUCAUUGAAGAAGCUGAACUGAACCCGGUGAGGAAGACCUACGGCUUUAAAGGUGUUGGUAGAAAUUCACAGAUUCUGGGCGUACGUAAGGGGGAUUUGCUUCUCCCCGGGGCGUACAACUACACCGACUCCAUACAGGAGCUCCUAAUGCACCAGGCCUCCUACUCUUUCAAAAACUGUCCAAGACCCAACAUCGUCACCCUGGGCAUCAGGGACAAGCAUCUAAACACUUCACCGCGCGACUACAACGUGACAGCAAAACUGGUGGAGAAGAUUCCCUGCAAGCAUGGGGUGUUUCGGUCAACCGUGCAGCGGAUCAGCUUUCCUCCUAGGGAGGGACCUUCCCCAUGCCACUAUAACCCACAGACAAGACCAGGAAAAGGCAUCACUUCCUGCUUCAAAUCCAACUUGCCACGGCUCCACUGUGUGCACUCUAAGACCCCGGGUCCAGGGGCCUACGAACCUUGCUGGAACUUGGGUGACCGUCUCAACACGGAGGCCAUGGACCCCUCAUUUAGCCUCUUCUUUCGCAACAUCCUCUAGUGUGGAGAAUGCCACAAUGCCUUCAUCCCACCACCAUCCCGUCAGCCCGCAUGGCAGAUCACACACACAGUGACCCUGCCUUCUUUUUAAAAUUAAAAGGAAAAUGUACAUAAAGAAAGCAAUACUGUAGUUUCUUAUUACAUGGACCAAUGUUUAUCUGUAUGACACAUCAACAAAAUGAGCCGCAUUCUUUGUGCUCAAAUUGCUUUAGUGACGCUGGCCAGGGAAGCAGAAUGAUCUUAUCUGCUACAAAGGCUACUUCAUUCCACUUAACUUCAUGUUCCCGGUACUCCGCCCCCCCCCCUUCACGUCGCCUCUCUCCCAUCUCUGUCGGCAGAUGUGCCGCUUUGCCUUGCUAUGGUAUUUCAGCCCUGCGAUGCACUCAGGAGGGGGAAUGCUGCUCAGCCAUGCGUCACAUGCACAUAGCUUAGUGUGGCAUGCUGCACCCUCAGAUAACACAUUUAGAAUUAGGGGCCAAGGCAGAGCCACACAAUAAAACAUCUAUUCUUAUCGCUACCUACUCUUCCCUUUACUUUUGGCAAACAAAUGCGGCCAGUAAUGGCGGGACACAAGUGAGCAGCGGCGAUAGGAAAGGCGCGUUGGAUGGGUGCAUGAAAUCAUUGCAGAUUUGUUGUUGGUGGGAUCCUGAGCAAUGUUUAUCAUUCAUUCACUGCAGGAGGCUUUUUUGCUGAGCAUGCAUGCAUUUCGUUAGCACUGCCAUACACACAUCAGAAUGUUACGCCACAGCCAAUUAGACAGCUGCUGAGGAAGGGGAGCUAUUUUCAUCUGUUCUGCCCACUCAUAUUCUGGAUAAAAAUGUGACAUUGGUAAGUAGAGCCCAAUUUCUUUAGCUUGUCUAUCACUAAACAGCCGACACUGAGGGCCAUGUCUUUGGUGAUGUUGCUGGAGACUUUUUUGUUGGAUGCUUGUUUGAACUUCAAAUGGAUUAUUAUUAUUCAACAGGACUGGGUACAUGGCGCUGCAAGGUUUGAGUUAGGAAAGCCAAUGCAGCAUAGUAAUGGAGCGACUUCUCAA
This is a messenger RNA of Pungitius pungitius (ninespine stickleback), 1836 nucleotides long. RefSeq names its product sperm-tail PG-rich repeat containing 4 (gene stpg4). Gene Ontology annotation, molecular function: chromatin binding; histone binding. Gene Ontology annotation, biological process: epigenetic programing of male pronucleus. The record is from RefSeq and is a predicted model, not a curated record. NCBI's taxonomy places the organism in Eukaryota, Metazoa, Chordata, Actinopteri, Perciformes, Gasterosteidae. Bases 1 to 801 code for a protein of 266 amino acids. Gene Ontology annotation, cellular component: female pronucleus; germinal vesicle; male pronucleus. The transcript is spliced from 7 exons.